Molecule: messenger RNA, 1377 nt
Organism: Copidosoma floridanum
Lineage: Eukaryota; Metazoa; Arthropoda; Insecta; Hymenoptera; Encyrtidae
Gene: eIF3k
Product: eukaryotic translation initiation factor 3 subunit K
Biological process (GO): regulation of translational initiation
Cellular component (GO): cytoplasm; eukaryotic translation initiation factor 3 complex
Molecular function (GO): translation initiation factor activity; ribosome binding
Source: RefSeq, a predicted model, not a curated record
AUACACGUACGUAGAUUGUGCGUACGUACGAGAGCCGAGAGCGGAACACGUCUAUUUUUACGGGCUCGCGUUCGGUGUUGUGUACACGCGACGCGUUUAUAAUUAGAUCGACUACUGCGUGUCCAGCCAUCGCACGGUGGUUCGUCUGGGGGUACACCUUCUCUCUUCCAUCUUCUCCACCUCUCGAGGCAGCAUGCAAGCACCGUUUGCGCCCACUUUACUUUGAUGACCUCCCGUAAUGCAAGGGAGAAAGAGAGCGAGCUUGAGCUUGCGAGAACCGGAUAUCUCGGAAAAGCCCGGUGUUUCAUUCCUCGACGGCUAUUUCGAUUCAAUUUACAACUGUUGUUUACAAUCGGAUGUUAAAAGUAGCUCGGAAACAUCGGCCGACUGAAAUAUUGUGGUAGCGCGGCGACGCGCACACUUAGAUGUCGAAACGAAAUUCCUUGAUUCAUGGAUAUCUCCAUAUGGUUAUGAGACGUAAGUGACGUCCACAAUACUUGCAUCGGAUAUCGGUAUCGACACUGUCCAGCGUCACUGUCGGUCAGUUAUUGAAAACAGGAGUCACCGCCUUGUAUAUAUCUCUCAUAUAAUCCUCCAAGCCUUCAACCAUGAGCAUAACCUCUUUAUAAACAAUUUCUGUGUGUUAAGUGGUAAGGUGUGUUAUCAGUCAGUGAAAAUUUAAGGGAUAAGUCAUUUGUCGAAAAUUAAUUCAACACAAUGGCAGAGUCCAUGAAGCAAAAACUUGUUGAGAUGUUGAAGGGUAUCGAAAGGUACAAUCCAGACAAUCUUGAAACACUGGAACAGUACGUUAAAAUACAAGUUUCUGAAAAUGCUUAUGAUCUUGAUGCCAACUUGGCCGUUUUGAAGCUGUACCAGCUGAACCCACAUCACUUUGACAGAGACAUCACUUGUAUGAUUCUUCUCAAGGCACUAACAAAUCUGCCACACACGGAUCUUAUACUCUGCAAAUGUUUGUUGAACAGCAAAAUUAUGCAGGAUCCAGACAUCACAAAUAUCUUGGACUUGGCAAAUAUGCUAGAAGAAUGCCAGUUUCAAAUGGCUUGGAGUCAAAUUGGAAAAAUGUAUGACUUGUGCAGUAGAGUAGCAGGUUUUAAUGAUUCAAUCAGAAAAUUUAUCUGCCAUGUCGUUGGAAUCACGUUCCAAACGAUAAAUAAGUAUGUGUUGAUCGAGCUGCUAGGGGGUAAAUCCCAUGUCAACGAGACCAUACUCAAGGCAUGGAUAAAAAAGUAUCAAUGGAAAGAAGAAGCCGAUAAUGUUAUUUUCAUUGCCAACCAAGAUGAAAACAUCAAAACAAAGAACAUUACAGAAAAAAUUGAGUUUGAUAAUGUAGCUGGAUUGAUGGCUGCAUGCUUGUAA